Messenger RNA from Conger conger (European conger), 4821 nucleotides. RefSeq names its product protein phosphatase 2, regulatory subunit B', beta (gene ppp2r5b). Bases 1346 to 2854 code for a protein of 502 amino acids. Gene Ontology annotation, biological process: protein dephosphorylation; signal transduction. Gene Ontology annotation, molecular function: protein phosphatase activator activity. The transcript has 13 exons. The record is from RefSeq and is a predicted model, not a curated record. Lineage: Eukaryota; Metazoa; Chordata; Actinopteri; Anguilliformes; Congridae. Gene Ontology annotation, cellular component: protein phosphatase type 2A complex; cytosol; nucleus.
ACAUCAUUAUUAUUUAGAAUGACUGCACCUAGGGAAAGCUGCUAAAUGCAAUUGCGCGAUAAAAGAAAAUAGGGGUAAGAAGCUAGAUACAAGAACAAUGGUGUACCUGGUGCGUGCGACCGAAUAAUAGCUUGUAAAAACGUCUAACGGGAGACGGUGCACAUAGGGAGGAGGGAAUGGUUGAAGGAGGAAGGGGUGUAGAAAGAAGGGAACACAGGAACACCAUACAAACAGUGAAUGUAAAAUUUAGGAGGCAUUUGGCGGCGAGAGAAGUGCUCCAGUUACGAAGACAGAAAUGAAAAAUUAGAAACAAUCUACCAAGCACAUUGGAAAUAAGUAAAUUAAUAAAUAAGACGAAGCGACCGUCAUCCGCAGGGAAUUUCCUUGCACCACCUGAACGCAACCGGGUCGGAUACUGGCACAGAGAGGGAGCAAGAGGCAUAGGGAAGGAGAGAAAGGACGGGAGUUUACCUAACUGUCUGUUUUGUGUCACUGCGAGAUUUCUGUCUGGGAGGAACGGAAAGAGAGAACGCGGAGUGACAGUGCAGCAGCGGCCGCUUUGAAGAUUCGCACAUGUCGGCACGUUUGAAACCGCCAUCCCCACCCUGUGUGGACCGCUACUCGUGCUGAAGCAGCAGAGCGGGCGGAAUUUUAUAAUAAAGAAUAAAUAAAAAAUUAAAAAAAGAAGAAGAAGAAGCGUGGAAAGCUACAGCGAGGAACUCGAACAGACGAUGACGGUGAAUUAGUUUAUUCAUAUUUUUGAUGGAAGAAACAAUUUACUAGAUUUGUAUGGGAUUACAUUGACUUUGCAACAUGGAAUAGCUGUAGGCCAGUGAAUUUGCCACACGUCCAUUUAAUCUUUGCGAGGAUCCGUUUAUUUAUAUCAUAUAUAUUUAAAUAAAUAGGCUACCAAUUUUAGGCCGGUGACUGACUGAUGACGCCAAUACGACAAAGCCUCUAUAGCCUAAUAGUAAUAAUACAUGGUUACCAUUAUCUCAGUAAGGAGAUUUAAAUACAUAAACUUAUGUCUCUGUCUGUGGGAUGUUUCUAUUUUAAAAUGCGCCCCGUUUUUCGGGUUUAUUUAAACGCACACAUUGGUUGAAACGUAUUUGAUAUCGUCCCCUUCUCUCUCGCCAAUUCUUUAACCUACACAUCUGCCGACUCCCCUCUGUUGAUUUCUUCCAUCUCGAUGCAAUUCCCAUACCCGUAUUAAUCUGUUUUUGGAUUAUCCACUCGGACCAAAAAAAGUGAGCUGAUUAGCUUAAUUAACACCGAAUCGACAGCCAGCCUGAUUCCACCCUUUCGCGGAACAACCCUCCUCUCUAUAAACACCGCCGCCGUAGCGAUGGAGACGACUAAGCUGCCUCCGUCCAGCCCCUCGUCGCCGACCACCGGCUUCUCGGUGCCGAGUGCGGAGAAGGUGGAUGGUUUCCCGCGACGGUCGAUGCGCCGAGCCCGGCAGCGUCGCUCGCACAGCUCGUCCCAGUUCCGCUAUCAGAGCUCACAGGUCGAGUUGACGCCACUGCCCCUGCUCAAAGACACGCCGGUGGCCGAGCUCCAUGACCUCUUCUGCAAGAAGCUGCAGCAGUGCUGCGUGCUCUUCGACUUCCUGGACUGCGUCGCCGACCUCAAGGGCAAGGAGAUCAAGAGGGCGGCCCUCAACGAGCUGGUGGAGAGCGUGGCCACCAGCAGAGGCAUCCUCAUCGAGCCCCUGUACCCGGAGGCCAUCAAGAUGAUCUCAGUGAACAUCUUCCGCACGCUGCCGCCCAGUGAGAACCCGGAGUUCGACCCGGAGGAGGAUGAACCCACGCUGGAGGCCUCCUGGCCUCACCUCCAGCUGGUCUAUGAGUUCUUCCUCCGCUUCCUGGAGAGCCCAGACUUCCAGCCGUCGAUGGCCAAACGUUACGUGGACCAGAAAUUUGUUUUACAGCUGCUGGAGCUGUUCGACAGCGAGGACCCGCGCGAGAGGGAGUACCUGAAGACCAUCCUGCACCGCGUCUACGGGAAACUGCUGGGCCUGCGCGCUUAUAUACGCAAACAGAUCAACAACAUCUUCCUCAGGUUCAUCUACGAGACUGAGCAUUUCAAUGGAGUGGCUGAGCUGCUGGAGAUCUUGGGCAGCAUCAUCAAUGGCUUCGCUCUGCCUCUGAAGUCAGAGCACAAGCAGUUCCUGGUGCGCGUGCUGAUCCCCCUCCACACUGCCAAGUCCCUCUCCAUCUUCCACGCACAGCUGGCAUACUGUGUGGUACAGUUCAUGGAGAAGGACGCCACCGUCACAGAAUACAUCAUACGAGGCUUGUUGAAGUACUGGCCCAAGACUUGCACCCAGAAAGAGGUGAUGUUCCUCGGGGAGAUAGAGGAGAUUCUGGAUGUGAUUGAACCCUCACAGUUCAUCCGCAUCCAAGAGCCGCUCUUCAAACAAAUCGCCGCUUGCAUCUCCAGCCCUCACUUCCAGGUUGCAGAGCGGGCUCUGUACUUCUGGAAUAAUGAAUACAUCCUAAGCCUGAUUGAGGAGAACUGCCCGGUCAUCCUGCCUCUGGUGUUUGCCACCCUCUACAGAGUCUCCAAAGAGCACUGGAACCAGACCAUCGUGUCUCUCAUCUACAACGUGCUGAAGACCUUCAUGGAGAUGAACAGCAAGCUCUUUGAUGACCUCACUGCCUCCUAUAAGGUGGAGAAGCAGAAGGAGCUGAAGAGGGAGAGGGAGCGGGCUGAGCUGUGGCGGGGGCUGGAUGAAUAUCAGGAGCGGAGGCUGCAGAGUCUGCAGGAGGCCAGCCGCAACCAGCGCAACCUGCAGGAGCGACCCAGUCCGACCCAGCCCGACCCAGAACUCAGCAGCACCAACACCACCUAGAGCCCCGCGACAUGGAGACUCCCCCCGCCCUGAAACACUCCUGCAUCACAGAGCCCAGAUACACGCCCUGAGCCAACCACAGCACAAUACACACUCAUGCAGAACGCACGCGCACUCACACACACACACACACACACACACUGACACAGAGAAACAGCCCCAGACACAUACACACGCCCGCAUUCAAACACCCACACAUACUGUUCACCCGCACACAUGCAAACACAUACUGUACAUACGCACUGGCACACACACACAUAUACAUACUGUUCACACACACACGCACGCACACACACCCAUACGCAAACACACACACACACACACACACACACACACACGCACACAUGCAAACAUACGCCCACAAUCACACCCACAUUGCAUCUCAAGCACCUACAAUACAUAAACACAUAAACACUCUGCACCUACACACACUCAUACUCACACAUAUGUUAAUACUUGCAUACACACGUUUACUCAUACGGAUACGCAAACUCUGCUGUUCACACAUGCUCUUGCGAUCUCCACGACAUUCUGUACAGAAAUGUGCAUGUUAUUUUUGGAUAUUCACACACAGACGCAGACACAUAAAGACACAUGCCUCGCCACAUACAGCACCAGUGGUACACUUCAGAACUUGUAACAGUUCUCCUGGGUUCGACCCAAACCUCCAACCAGAUCACACAAGUGGAGUUUUACUGUCCCAAAAAAAGUAAGAGGAAUGAUGAUAUCAUAGGAAUGAUUUAAAAGAAUGGUAAUACUGUUCCUACUUCUAAUACUUAUUCUACUACUACUAAUGUUUUAUAUAUAUACAUAUAUAUGUAUGACUCUAGUGUCGGUGGGGGUAACUUAGUGUAGUACUGCAUUAUCUCAGCAGACCUGCUGCUAGACUAAAAUGUUCUAAUGAGGAUGAAUUAUUCUAGUCUAUUCAUAUUCUCAAAAGAAAAGAGAGAAAAAGUUGUUAUUUUAGCAAUACCUUUAGUUUUGAAAAGUGUGUUAAUGGUUUGGGGGAGGGACUAAUGAACCCCUCCCGGUCCUUUACGUAAAAAAACUCGAUGCUGUCUCUCAGUACCUUCUGUCUAUUAAUUUCAAGGUUGAAUUUGUUAAGAUUUUUAAUUUUUAUUUUUGUAUUUUUGUUUUUUGCCAAUUUAUUGUGUUUGGGUUCAUUUCGUGUGGAAUUGUGACCGUGGUGGAGAAAGAGGAUUUAGGAAGACGUGGGGAUGAAUCAGACCAGCGUGUGUGUGCGCGUGUGUGUGCGCAUGCGUGCGUGUGUGUGUGUGUGUGUGUGUGUGUGUGCUUUGAAGGUGCCAGUGAUAGAGAAAUAGUGGAAUUGUGGAAGGGAAGGAGGGGUUAGAAGUAUGUGAAACCCCUCCUUUACUUUCAAAGAACAGGGUUCAAAGUAGAAUGUAACACUUUGAUUGUGCUUUUAGCUUUUUGAAAUUGUAGCUACUGGUAGCUGGUUUUCAAUACCAAACCUACACUUUUCAACACCUUUGACCUGUUUUUCUGUAUUCCUCCGAUGAUGUGUAUUCACUUCCUCACCUAUGUUUCGACCAACAAUUCUGUCUAUCAAUGUGGUGUGAAUAUCUAUUCAAGGAAGACCAGAGUUACCGUUUAAUAGCCAUUAAUAGCAGCAAACCCAUGGGUCUGGUUCAAAAGAGAUGGCAAUAAUCGAAUAUUUUGACAUAUUUAGACAAAAGAUGGAAGCUAAUGUAGCAUCUCAAAACUGAAAUUUGUCCUCAUGCCUGAUGUUCAUGUUUAAGCAUUUAAGUGUAGUCUGGGGACAAACAGCCCUGGGACAUGAAUGUAUGAAUUUGCGAGAAUGAGACUUGAAGCAGGAAAUCAUCUAAUUUCAGAGUGGAAAAUCAAUGAAAAAAAAGGAACAGGACAUUUAAUUUUUGUGUCAUUUUUUUCUUUCUCCAAAACACAGUACACACACAAAAAUGCUGAAAAUAAAAGUUGCACAUCUA